UACAUACGUCACUCGAUGGCGUCACGUGACCAGGAAGCGCGCGCUAUGCACGCGGAGCUCUCUUCCCGUUUUGAAGUCCAAACAUCCAGCAGCACCAACAUGAUGGCAGAGAAACGGGAUCUGAUCAUCCAGUGCAUCAGGACUUUCCAAGAUUUUCCCACGAAAGGAAUUCCGUUCAAGGAUAUUUGUCCAAUCCUGAAGAAUCCCGAGGCUCUGACUGCAGUGACAGAUCUGUUUGAGGAAUACGUGAGAAACACACACCCUCACGUGGAUCUUAUAGUUGGACUUGAUGCUCGAGGAUUCUUAUUUGGGCCGCUGUUGGCUCAGAGAUUAGGAGUAGGGUUUGCUCUUGUCAGAAAGAAAGGGAAGCUUCCCGGCCCAACGCUAUCAGUGUCUUACAGUCUGGAAUAUGGACAGGCUGAGGCGGAGAUGCAAGAAGAUGCCGUUUCUCCAGGACAGAAGGUCCUGAUCAUAGAUGAUUUACUGGCCACAGGGGGAACGCUGUAUGCAGCAUGCGAGUUGGUUAAACAGCAGCGGGCCGAAGUUCUGUCCUGUCUGGUGGUUGUUGAACUGAAAUCUCUCAAUGGAGCCGACAAGCUGAAACAAACUUCAGUGUUUUCUAUUGUACAGUACUGACAGCAUAAUACAUAAAACAGCUGCUCUCACAUUAGUGCAUCAUAUAUUCUUUACCUUGAAUAUUAAAAGGUGUAUUUU
Messenger RNA from Misgurnus anguillicaudatus (oriental weatherfish), 714 nucleotides. RefSeq names its product adenine phosphoribosyltransferase (gene aprt). Gene Ontology annotation, molecular function: AMP binding; adenine binding; adenine phosphoribosyltransferase activity. Gene Ontology annotation, biological process: AMP salvage; adenine salvage. NCBI's taxonomy places the organism in Eukaryota, Metazoa, Chordata, Actinopteri, Cypriniformes, Cobitidae. The record is from RefSeq and is a predicted model, not a curated record. Gene Ontology annotation, cellular component: cytoplasm.